This is a messenger RNA of Galleria mellonella (greater wax moth), 2150 nucleotides long. RefSeq lists its product as uncharacterized. The transcript is spliced from 4 exons. Bases 105 to 1169 code for a protein of 354 amino acids. NCBI's taxonomy places the organism in Eukaryota, Metazoa, Arthropoda, Insecta, Lepidoptera, Pyralidae. The record is from RefSeq and is a predicted model, not a curated record.
UGGAAUAUAAGUCAUUAUACUGAUAUUACAGCUUGCCACUAAACAGUGUAGUAGUGUUAAGAGAUUAAAAUACGAAGAAAGUAAAUAAAAAAAAAAAAAACAUAAUGGGAAAAAUAUUUUAUAUUGUGUUUAUCAUAACGUUUUGUGCAUUUUCUGAAGUGAUGAGCUUACAAUGUUACGUGUGCAAUAAUUGUGCUGAAAUUUCAAGUCAACAACUGCAAACUUGCGGAGAGACUGAUAUAAUUACGACCACUGUUCUACCAGAAAGUACUUCAACUACAAGUACUCCUCCUACAGAUAAUAGUACAACACCCGUAGAUAAUUCUACUACCAUUACAACUCCAGCUACGCCUCCUGUAGAUAAUAGUACAACACCCGUAGAUAAUUCUACUACUGUUACAACUCCAGCUACACCCCCUGUGGAUAAUACUACAACUCCUGUAGAUAAUUCUACUACCGUUACAACUCCAGCUACACCUCCCGUAGAUAAUAGUACAACACCCGUAGAUAAUUCUACUACUGUUACAACUCCAGCUACACCCCCUGUGGAUAAUACUACAACUCCUGUAGAUAAUUCUACUACCGUUACAACUCCAGCUACACCUCCUGUAGAUAAUAGUACAACACCCGUAGAUAAUUCUACGACUGUUACUACUACAGCUACACCCCCCGUGGACAAUAGUACUAUUCCUGUAGAUAAUUCUACUACCGUAACGACUCCAGCUACACCUCCUAUAGACAAUAGCACUACACCCGUAGAUAAUUCAACUACAGUUACUACUCCAACUUCACCUCCCGUAGACAAUAGUACAACUUCCACAGAUGUUAAUACUUCUUCAAGAGUAAAACGAGAAGCUCUGAAUAAUGACCUUUGUGUUUGUAAAGACAUAAUAAACUGCGACUGCAAUAGAUGGCAUUCUCGAAAAAAAAGAGCUGACUCCAAUAACAUAAUCACAUAUGUCUGCGUUAAGGAUGAAGUGACCGUGAAUGAGACAACUAUUAUCAAUAGAGGUUGCGCUGUUCUACAAAACACCACGGAGGCGACAUGCACAGGAGCAAACUUUUCUUCCAGUUGUAAUACUUGCGACACCGAUGGAUGUAAUGCGGCAGUAACAUAUAAAUCCUCUUUAGCUGUUCUAGUUUCCUUAUAUCUGUUAUCGUUUGUUUAAUUUAAUUAAUAUAAUGUUCAUUAUUCUCUUGUAUUUAAAUCACAAGGGUUGCAAUGUUUAUACACAUAUUGUGUAAUUGUAAAUUUAAAUUAAGUAGAAUUGAUCAAUGAUAAUGUAAUAAAAAGGAAAAUAUAUAUAUGUCGCCAAUGCACUGAAAGUAAAACUUGAAAAUGAAGUUAACUUAAUAUGUCUACAAUAUUUUUGUAACUCUCGUGCAAUUAAGGAUUACCAUAGUCAUCUUUUUUAAAUAUUCUUAUUGUUAUUAGAACAACACACCAUGCAUUUAACAAACAAUUUAAAUUGUUCGUUUGUUCCUUAAAAAAUUGGCAUUGAUGGUGUAAAUUGAUGUUAUUUGGUGGAAAUUAGAGUUUGUUAUCAAUCGAAUAAUCAUUUUAUUUCACUAUUUUAAUUUUAUGUAGUACAUGCCCAAAUGCAACUAGGUUCACCAAGGUCCAGAAGAUUUCUAACGCUCAAUUUAAGGCAUUUGUUAUAAGGUGUUACAGUAUUAAAAAUUGUGAUAGAUAUAGUGAGCCUUUUUGAAAUUAUAAGAGUAAGUUAUUUAUUUGUUUCAUUACACUUUAGCGGGUCAACCAAUCAUCAUAAUAUUUUGUACACGAGUACAGAAGAAGUCUCUCUCCUUUUGUAUUCGUAUAAAAAAUAUUAUAACAAUUAUUAUUAAUAUAAUAAUUUCCCGCAAACGCGGUGUAAUAAUUAUUAGUGAAUUAAUUUACUUUUUAUUUAAAUUACAAUUGCAAUGCUUGUUUAUUUUAUUUAUUUAUUUAUAUUUAAUUUAUAAGUAUUAAACUAAUUUUUUUGUUUGUUAUCUCUUGAUUACUUAACGAAUCGACCGAUCGCUAUAAAAUUUGUCAUGCAUAUAGUAUUUGUAAGUUGUCCAUAAUAUGUCCCAGUCAUGCGGACUAAGUCACAUGAACAACUAGUUGAACAACAAUUUCACAAAUAAAUAAGUACUAUACUAUCUAA